Molecule: messenger RNA, 531 nt
Organism: Pseudovirgaria hyperparasitica
Lineage: Eukaryota; Fungi; Ascomycota; Dothideomycetes; Acrospermales; Acrospermaceae
Exons: 2
Coding region: 1-531 (176 amino acids)
Biological process (GO): kinetochore assembly; DNA repair; resolution of meiotic recombination intermediates
Cellular component (GO): FANCM-MHF complex; Fanconi anaemia nuclear complex
Molecular function (GO): protein heterodimerization activity
Source: RefSeq, a predicted model, not a curated record
AUGGCUCCAGCGACCGCGUCCAACCCCUCCAAGCGCAAGGGUCCUGCUUUCAAGCCUCCACGGCCUGUCAACAAUGGAGCUGCCGGUCCUUCUACGACGUCCAAAGCAGGUGUAGGAGGGAAAUCUGGCGCUAAGAAUACGACAUCGAAAGGAUUACAGCCCGCUACCAUGACAAUAUCAUCUGACGCUGAGCCCGAAGAAGACCAAGUUGACGAGGCAGAAGAAGAGCGGCAGAUGAGUGAAGAAAUCGACGACCUGUUACCGGAACCCACGCAGGAGGAAGCCAAACCUGCCAUACCACCAAAGCUUCUGGCUAGACUGCUCUACGAGGGUUUCGAAGACAAGGAUAUGCGCAUAGGGAGAGAAGGCAUGACAGUUGCAGGCAAAUACAUGGAAACGUUCAUCAGGGAGGCUAUAGCCAGAGCCGGAUUUGAACGCCGUGAAUCUGAAGCCAAUGGAGGUAUCUCGGAUGGAUUUCUACAGGUUGAAGACCUAGAGAAACUUGCGCCACAGCUGUUAUUGGACUUUUGA